UGACAUUACACAAACCCUCACAUACACACACACACACACACACUCCCAUACACACACAUACUUAUACACACUCAGACACACACGCACUCGGGUUAGGUCGGGUGUUCGGAGCUCCAGCCGGCUGAAGCUUCUCUCCCUGUUUGUUGUUUAUAGUGGAGGUUUUUAUUAUACGGGUCUCUGAGGAGAACAUCACGCGGGAAUAAGAUAAGAGAUUAAAACGAUAAAGAAUAAUAUUUUAACUUAUUUAAAGUGUUCUUAAACCGCCUGUUUUUUGGGGUGAAACUCGGGGGAAUAGAGAAGAGCUCAGGACUCAGCGGGUUGUUGCGGCUCGAGCUCCGGUCUGAGCGGGCUGGGAUGGUGAGCGCGCGCGGCACGCUGCUGACCCGCGCCCCGCCUGGAGAGAGAGCCGCCGGGGGGAGACCGCGGGAGUAACCGGCGGCGGAGAGACCGGCGGAGAGACCGGGAGCAGCGGGGAGACCGAGCCCGGGGAGCGGCGGCAGCAUGGAGGACGGAUUCUCCAGCUACAGCUCUUUAUACGAUACAUCCUCAUUACUGCAGUUCUGUAACGAUGACAGUGCUUCAGCAGCGAGCAGUAUGGAGGUGACGGAUCGUAUCGCCUCUCUGGAGCAGAGAGUUCAGAUGCAGGAGGACGAGAUCCAGCUGCUGAAAUCUGCUCUCGCCGACGUGGUGAGAAGACUCAACAUCUCUGAGGAGCAGCAAGCCCUGCUCAACAGGAAGGGACCAACCAAAGAACCAGCAGGGAUGAGGAAAUCUGCCUCUGCAGACGGCAGUGGUGGGAAGACAGCCAGGCCGAUGAUCGCAGCCCUUCCUCUGAGGCCCACCGUCAACAACGGCACCGUCCUACCAAAGAAAACCCUGCCGUCUCCCUCCGGUUCCAAGAAGGACAACAAUACACCAGCGACCAAGAGUAUGUCCAGUGUGUCCAGUCUGUCCAGCUCAUCCAGGUAUCUUCUCAGACCGCCCUUCAGCACUGUGAAAAGAACGAGUUCCUCAGAGCAGGUUGGGCCCACCAGCAGGAAAGACAGCGCAGGAGACGCCAAAAACAACCGGACUCGAACCGGAUCCACCGGGAGCAACUCCAGCAGCAAGAGAUCCAGUGAAAGUAAACAGAGGGAGCCUGUGUUCAGCGCUGGAAUGAGACGGGUGACGCACUGUAAAGAAGAAGGAUAUGUGAAAAUGUAUUUGAAGGGGAGGCCGAUCACCAUGUACUUGCCCAAAGAUCUGGUGGAUUCGUACUGUUUAGAAGCGAAAGCUGAGCUGCCGGUUAAGAAGCUGAAGCUGGAGUGGGUUUAUGGAUAUCGAGGUCGAGACUGUAGAUCUAAUCUGUAUCUGCUCCCCACCGGAGAGACGCUUUACUUCAUCGCCUCGGUGGUGGUGCUGUAUAACGUAGACGAGCAGCUGCAGAGACACUACACCGGACACACUGACGACAUCAAGUGCCUCGCUGUCCAUCCUGAUAAAAUCACCAUAGCAACAGGACAAGUGGCCGGCACGUCUUCUGAUGGAAAACAGUUGGCUCCUCAUGUUCGUGUUUGGGACUCUGUGAGUUUAAACACUCUGCAUGUUCUCGGCUCUGGAUUCUUCGACAGAGCUCUCGUCUGCCUCUCCUUCUCCAAAUCAAAUGGAGGGAGCUGGUUGUGUGUGGUGGAUGACUCUAAUGAUCAUGUUCUCUCAGUGUGGGACUGGCAGAGGGAGGAGAGACUGGCUGAAGUGAAGUGCUCCAACGAGUCCGUUUUUGCUUCUGAUUUCCACCCGACAGACGCGAACACCAUCGUAACGUGUGGAAAAUCCCAUCUUUACUUCUGGUCUCUAGAAAAAAACUCUCUGGUGAAAAAACAGGGACUGUUUGAGAAACAAGAGAAGCCCAAGUUUGUCUUGUGUGUGACUUUUUCAGAAAACGGUGACGCCAUCACUGGUGACUCCAGCGGGAAUAUACUUGUCUGGGGUAAAGGCUCUAAUCGCAUCAGUCUGGCGCUUCAGGCGGCGCAUGAGAGCAGCGUGUUGGCGCUCUGCAUGCUGAGAAACGGGACGCUGCUUUCAGGAGGGAAAGAUCGCAGGAUCACAGCCUGGGACGGAAAUUACCAGAAGAUCCAAACGGUGGAGAUUCCUGAAGUGUACGGGCCGAUUCGCACGGUUGCUGAGGGGCGAGGAGAGACUGUUCUUAUUGGAACAACUAAAAACUACGUCCUGCAGGGCAGCCUGGACGGAGAAUUCACCCCCAUUACUCAGGGUCAUACGGAUGAGUUGUGGGGUUUAGCUGUUCACCCGCUGAAGCACCAGUUCCUAACCUGUGGCCACGAUAAACUGGUCUGUCUGUGGGACUGUGAUCAACACCAGCCUCUCUGGACCAAAACCAUGGAGGAUGCUGCUCAGUCGGCGGGGUUUCAUCCCUCCGGGGCGACGGUUGCUAUAGGAACACAGACAGGCAGGUGGCUGGUUUUAGACACAGAGACGAAGGAUCUGGUGACGAUGCACACCGACGGGAACGAGCAGAUCUCUGUGAUGAGUUUUUCUCCAGAUGGAAAUUUCCUCGCUAUCGGGUCACAUGAUAACUACAUCUACAUCUACGCUGUGUCUGAAAACGGCAGGAAGUACAGCAGAGUGGGAAAGUGCUCGGGUCACUCCAGUUUUAUCACUCAUUUAGACUGGUCUGUCGACUCUCAGUACCUGGUGUCCAACUCCGGAGAUUAUGAGAUACUUUACUGGAUCCCCUCUGUGUGUAAACAGGUGGUGAGUGUGGAGACCACUCGAGAUAUCCCAUGGUCCUCCUUCACCUGCACACUGAGCUUCCAUGUGUUUGGGUUAUGGCCGGAUGGAUCAGAUGGUACGGAUGUUAAUGCCGUGUGCAGGUCUAAUGAGACGAGGCUUCUCGCGACCGGAGACGAUUUUGGAAAAGUUCAUCUCUUCUCGUUCCCCUGCUCUCAGUCCAGAGCUCCCAGUCACGUGUACGGCGGACACAGCAGUCACGUCACUAACGUCCACUUCCUGUUUAAUGACAGUCACCUGGUGUCCACCGGGGGGAAGGACAUGAGCGUGAUGCAGUGGAGAGUGGUGUAAACGACUACUGACUCUAACAGACCGGCUGAAUCCAAUAAAAACGUGGGAUUA
Astyanax mexicanus (Mexican tetra) is the source of this 3129-nucleotide messenger RNA. RefSeq names its product EMAP like 1 (gene eml1). Gene Ontology annotation, cellular component: mitotic spindle. The record is from RefSeq and is a predicted model, not a curated record. NCBI's taxonomy places the organism in Eukaryota, Metazoa, Chordata, Actinopteri, Characiformes, Acestrorhamphidae. The coding region runs from base 502 to 3078 and encodes 858 amino acids. The transcript has 25 exons. Gene Ontology annotation, molecular function: microtubule binding. Gene Ontology annotation, biological process: microtubule cytoskeleton organization.